Messenger RNA from Oppiella nova, 800 nucleotides. The record is from the annotation of a GenBank genome assembly. NCBI's taxonomy places the organism in Eukaryota, Metazoa, Arthropoda, Arachnida, Sarcoptiformes, Oppiidae.
GCAAACCGCUGAGGAAUAGUUUUAUUCACGCUGGCCAUGGAGGUCAUGGAGCCGAGUCAUGGGGUAAUCCGGCUUAUAUUGACUCAAUGUAUCUGAAGAACCCUAUGGAACCACCGGAUGUCCUGGGGAUCCAAUCGGACGAGCCUUCUGUUCCAAAACUGGCCAAUAGAAACAAAAAAACAAUACAUUUGUCUGACUUUAAGCAAAUUGAGUCCAAAAAGAUUAAUCAAUUCGGAUAUAAUAAACUCCAAAACGAGAAAGUAAUGGUUUAUAAGACUAAUGUGUCUAAUCUUCCGCGCCGUUCGUUAUCGUAUACACAACUGAAGACCGCAACCGAUCAAUGGAGUGAAGACCAGUCCAAUGGUCAGAGAGACGGCGUUUUAAUUGAUUUAAGCGAUGAGGUGUCCGUGGACUCAUUUACCGCUCAACAAAUUAUGACCGAAACUCAUAAAGCAUUGGUUUCUAUGAGUCAACCGGAAACGAGUGGACAGACACAUGAAACACAAGGCGUGACGGCAAGCAAUGAGUGGUCAGAAGAGCGCAGUUAUUGUAAUCUUCCCGUUGAGUCCCAAGAGUUGGCCAAUAGUUGCAAAUACUAUUCGCCGCCCUUAGAGUUCUCGGAUAUUCCCGUCAAUAAUGAGGACUCCUUUUCAAACAAAGACCGCUAUUAUUCUGCAGUCGCUUCCGGUGAAGAAUCUCAGAUACAAUGGACGCCUUCAGUGCCACAAAACAAUAUAUUUGGUCUCAACUAUAACACCAAUACUAAUACCAAUACCACGACUAAUGAACGCCAAUUCGAU